AUGUCUGACUCUGCUAGAAAGAACUUCGGUGACAAGGUUUCUGAAUCUGUCAAACCAGACUCUCAAAAGGGCUACUUGGAAAAGGGUAAGGAAGUUGUAACUGACCAAGCUGACAAGCUGGCCGGUAAGGUUCAACCACAAGAAAACAAAGGUUUAGGUCAAACAGUCCACGACUCUGCCCAAGAAGGUAAGGACGAUGCUACUGGAAAGUCUUUCGGUGAAACCGCUCAAGAAUAUGUCGAUGAAGCCAAGAACAAGCUAGGUGAAGCUGCUGAGUACAUCUCCAAGCAAGUUCACGGUGGUGAAGAAGGCACCAAAUAA
Kluyveromyces lactis is the source of this 321-nucleotide messenger RNA. RefSeq names its product lipid-binding protein HSP12 (gene HSP12). Lineage: Eukaryota; Fungi; Ascomycota; Saccharomycetes; Saccharomycetales; Saccharomycetaceae. The coding region runs from base 1 to 321 and encodes 106 amino acids. The record is from RefSeq and is a predicted model, not a curated record. The transcript has a single exon.